This is a messenger RNA of Pseudozyma flocculosa PF-1, 1068 nucleotides long. RefSeq lists its product as uncharacterized. The transcript has 2 exons. The coding region runs from base 1 to 1068 and encodes 355 amino acids. Gene Ontology annotation, molecular function: oxidoreductase activity, acting on the CH-OH group of donors, NAD or NADP as acceptor. Lineage: Eukaryota; Fungi; Basidiomycota; Ustilaginomycetes; Ustilaginales; Ustilaginaceae. The record is from RefSeq and is a predicted model, not a curated record.
AUGGUCGCCGUGGACACGUUUGUCGCCCUCUCCAAGUGGACCGUCUUCAAUCCGCUGCUGGCAAUCGCGUGGCUGGCAUGCGAGGCUCUCUCACCGCACCUCGUGGCCGAAUACCGCCACCUGCUCGCGUUGCCGUGCCUAAUCCUGCUUGGCUGGACCUUGACGUGGUCCUCGGCGGCAUGGACCAACCACCCUAGGCUGCCGCGGAUCCAGGCCUCGCAGUGGAAGCGCGAGCUGGUGGUCGUCACUGGCGGCGCAACCGGCAUCGGCGCACACCUCGCCCUCAAGCUCGCCCGGCGCGGCGCAAAAGUCGUCACGCUCGACAUCCAAAAGGCCGACUAUGCCUCGCUCGGCGCCGCCGCGCCGGCCCAGACCGAGCUCGACGACAUCACGCCCAACAUCCACCCGUACAUCUGCGACGUAGCGUCGCUCGACGCCCUUACCAAGGUCGUCAAGUCGAUCAGGGCGCUCCACGGCGACCCCACCAUCCUCAUCAACAACGCCGGCAUCACAAACUCGCGCCCGCUCGUCGAGUGCAGCGCGGCCGAGGUCACCAAGCUGCUCAACGUCAACCUCGCCUCACCCCUCUGGCUCAUCCAGUCGCUGCUGCCGGGCAUGCUCGCGGCGGCCGAGGCGGGCAGGGCGUGCCACAUUGUGUCGGUCUCGUCCAUCAUGGGCCACGUCGGCAUCUCAAAGAUGGUCGACUACUGCGCCUCCAAGCACGGCCUCGUCGGGCUGCACCGGGCGCUGCGCUACGAGAUCCGCUCCCACCACCGCACCCACCGGAUACGCACCACCCUCGUCAUCCUCGGCCACGUGCGCACCCGGCUGUUUGCGGGCAUCUACUUUAACCCGCUCGCCAGGUUCCUCGCCCCGUCGAUCGAGCCUGAGCACGUCGCCGAGCGCAUCGUCGAGGCCAUCGAUGCGAGGCGCGAGGGGACCAUCGCCCUGCCCUGGUACGCCAACUGGACAGAGGGCCUGGCGGUGCUGCCCAGCUGGGGCGCCGACGCGGUCCAGUGGAUGUCGGGCGCCAACACGAGCUUCGACGCGAUGCACAAGGCCCGCUGA